Molecule: messenger RNA, 7821 nt
Organism: Closterium sp. Yama58-4
Lineage: Eukaryota; Viridiplantae; Streptophyta; Zygnematophyceae; Desmidiales; Closteriaceae
Source: the annotation of a GenBank genome assembly
AUGGAGGGGGAGUUGGGGAGAGUUGGGAGGUUGAUGGAGAAAAGGAUGAAAGAGGCGGGGGAGAGGGAGGAGAAGUUGACUGGGGAGAGGGAGGCGUGGAGGGGGAAGGCGGAAGGGUUGGAGCUGGAAAGGAAGCGUUUGGAAGGGGAAUUGAGGGGGGCUGUUAAAGAGAGGGAUGUGUUAAGGCGAGGGGUGGAAGGGGCAUUGGGGAUUUCACGGAGGGUAGAGGUGGAGGGUGAAGGGGGAGGUGAAGGAGGGAAGGGGAGUGGGGAUCAGGGGAUUGGAGGGAUGAAGGUGGAGGGUGUGGUGGGGGUGUUGGAGAGGAGAGUGGGGGUUUUGGUGAUGGAGAUCGAGAGGGAGAGGGGGGAGAGGAGGAGAGAGAUGGAGGAAGGGAAGGAGAGGGAGGGGCGGCUGAAGAGCCUGUUGCAGGAGGCGAGAAUGAACUGGGAACGGCUGGAGGGAGAGUUGAAGAGUGAGAAGCAGGAGAGGCAGAGGGAGAGGGAGGAAGGGGAGAGGAUGGAAGAGGGAUUGAAGGGAGAAUUGCAGUUCGAGAAGCAGAAGAGGCAGAGAGAGAGGGAGGAAGGCGAGAGAAGGGAAGAGGGGUUGAAGGGAGAAUUGCAGUUUGAGAAACAGGAGAGGCAGAGGGAGAGGGAGGAAGGGGAGAGGAGGGAGGAGGGAUUGAAGGGAGAAUUGCAGUUUGAAAAGCAGGAGAGGCAGAGAGAGAGGGAGGAAGGAGAGAGGAGGGAAGAGGGAUUGAAGGGAGAAUUGCAGUUUGAGAAACAGGAGAGGCAGAGAGAGAGGGAGGAAGGCGAGAGGAGGGAAGAGGGAUUGAAGGGAGAAUUGCAGUUUGAGAAACAGGAGAGGCAGAGAGAGAGGGUGGAAGGUGAGAGGAGGGAAGAGGGAUUGAAGGAAGAAUUGCAAUUUGAGAAACAGGAGAGGCAGAGAGAGAGGGAGGAAGGUGAGAGAAGGGAAGAGCGAUUGAAGGGAGAACUGCAGUUUGAGAAACAGGAGAGGCAGAGAGAGAGGGAGGAAGGCGAGAGGAGGGAAGAGGGAUUGAAGGGAGAAUUGCAGUUUGAGAAACAGGAGAGGCAGAGAGAGAGGGAGGAAGGCGAGAGGAGGGAAGAGGGAUUGAAGGGAGAAUUGCAGUUUGAGAAACAGGAGAGGCAGAGAGAGAGGGUGGAAGGUGAGAGGAGGGAAGAGGGAUUGAAGGGAGAACUGCAGUUUGAGAAACAGGAGAGGCAGAGAGAGAGGGAGGAAAGUGAGAGAAGGGAAGAGGGAUUGAAGGGAGAACUGCAGUUUGAGAAACAGGUCAGGCAGAGGGAGAGGGAGGAAGGCGAGAGGAGAGAAGAGGGAUUGAAGGGAGAAUUGCAAUUUGAGAAGCAGGAGAGGCAGAGGGAGAGGGAGGAAGGCGAGAGGAGGGAGGAGCAGUUGAAAGAGCAACUGGAGUUUGAGAGGAGGGCGCGGAACAGGGAGAGGAAGGAUGGUGAGGAGGGGGAGGGGAGGCUGAGAGGAGAGCUGCGGGAAGCAAGGGAGGAUGUUGAGAGGCUUGAAGAGGAGCUGAAGUGGGAGAAGGAAGGGAGAGCGAGGGAGGGCAGGGAGGGCGCUGCUCGGGAGGAGGUGUUGAACUGUCAGCUGGAGGAAGCUAGGGCAGUUGGUUUGCAAGUUCAGGGGGAGUUGGAGAGGGAAAGAGAGGAGAGGAGGAGGGAGAGGGACGAGGGUGAAGGGAGGGAGGAAGUGCUGAGGCAGCAGGUACAGCAGUCUUUGGCUGUGCGGGAGGGUUUGGAUUUGGAGUUGAGGCAAGAGAGGGAGGAGAGGAGGAGAGAGAAGGAGGAGGCUGAGGGGAGAGAAGAUGGUUUGAAGGAGGAGGUAAGGAAGCUUGUGGCUGCGCGGGAGUGGCUUGAGGAGGAGUUAGGGAGGGAGGAGGAGGAGCGGAGGAGGGAGAGGGAAGAAGCGGAGGGAAGGGAGGAAGAGCUUAAGAAGCUUCUGAGUGAUUUGGAAGAGAGAUGUGAGGAGCUGGAAGGGGUGUUAGCAAGGGAGAAGGAGGAGAGGGAGCAGGAGAGGAAGGAAGGGGUCCAGAGGGAGGAGGCAUGGGAGAAUGAGAUGAAGAGAGAGAUAGAGGAAGGGAGAAGGAGAGAAGAAGAGUUGAGGCUGGAGAGGGAGGAGAGAGCGAGGGAGAAGGCGGAGGGGGCAGCUAGGGAGGAGGAUUUGAUGGGAGAGCUGCGGAGAGAGGCAGAGGAGAGGGAGAGGGAGAAGCGUGAAGGGGCAGAGCGAGUGAGGAGAUUGGAGGAGGCAUUAACUGCUGCGCGGGAGGAGAGGGUUGUACAGGAGAGAGCAGCUCAGGCUGAGAUGGAAGAGCAGGCGAAAGAGAGGGCGAGGGAGAGGAAGGAGGGCGAAGGGAGCGAGAAGAGGCUGCAGGAGGAGUUAGAGGCUGUUAGAUCGGAGUGUGUUUCUCUGGGUGAAAGGCUUGAGGGUGAAAGGACGGAGAGGGAGAGAGAGAGGCUGGAGGGCGGGGAGAGAGAGAGGGGGUUGAGGGAGGAGCUGGAAGCUGCACUGGGAAGGGGAGAUUGGCUAGAGGAGAGGCUUGGAGAGGAGAAGGUGGAAAGGGAGAGGGAAAGGAAGGAUGGCGAGGAGAGAGAGAGGAGGUUGAAGGAGGAAGUGAGAGUUGUUAGAGAGGAGGGGAGUCGAGUGGUGGAAGAGCUUAGGGUGGUGCGGGAAGAGAGGGAGAAGGAGAGAAGGGAGGGGGAAGAGAGGGAGGAGGGGAUGAAGGAGAGGUUGCAGGGUGAAGUGGAGAAGGUGGGGAGGUUGGAGAGGGAAUUGGGAGAGGAGAGGGAAGGGAGGAUGAGAGAGGGAAGAGAGGGGAAGGAGCGAGAGAUGGGGCUUGAGAGUAAGUUGAAGGGGGAGAGGGAGGAGAGGGUGCGAGAACGCGAAGAAAGUGAAAGGAGGGAGCAGGGCCUGAAGGGGGUGCUGCAGUUUGAGAAGCGGGAGAGGCAGAGGGAGAGGGAAGAAGGGGAGAAGAGGGAAGAGGGAUUGAAGAAAGAGUUGCAGCUGGAGAAACAGGAGAGGCAGAGGGAAAGGUGUGAUUUCGAGAGGAUGGAAGAGGGUUUGAAGGGUGAGUUGAGAAAUGAGAGGGAGGAAGGGGAGAGGAAGAGGUUGGAGUGGGAGGAGAGGCAGCAGGUAUUGAAGGUAGAGCUAAGGGAAGCUCAAAGCAAUGGGGAACAGCUUGAGGGAGAGUUGAAGCGGGAGAGGGAGGAGAGGGCGAAGGAGGGGAGGGAGGCUGAGGAAAAGAUCAGUGGGUUGGUCAGGGAAGUGGAGGUGGAACGGGAAAGGAGGGCGGCUGAGAGGGAGGAGUACGAAGGAAGGGUGAAGGAGGUGGAAGGGAAGGUCGUGGAACUGGAAGGGGUAGUGGUGCGAGUGGAAGGGGAGUUGAAGAUGGAAAAGGAGGGGCGGGAGAAGGAGAGAAGCGAGGGGGAGGAGAGAGAGGAGAGAGUGAGGCGGGAAUUGAGUGUGGAACGGGAGGGGAGGAGGAGGGAGAAGGAGGAGGGGGAGGUGAGGGAGAAGGCGUUGGAGGGGGUGUUGAAGGGAGUGAGGGAGGCGUGUGUGAGGAUAGAGGGGGAAUUGGUGGAGGAGAGGGAGGCGAGGGAAAGGGAGAGGAUGGAAGGGAGGGAGAGAGAGGAGGAGUUGAGGGGGCAGAUGGAGAAGGAAAGGGGAGAGAUGGAGUAUGAGAGAAGUGAAGCGAGGAUGAGGGAGGAUGGGUUGAGGGAGAGGGUGAGGGAGGGAGAGGAAAGGAUUGAGAUGAUCCGGGGAGAGUUGGAGAGAGAGGAGGAGGAGAGGAAGAGGGAGAGGGAGGAGGGGGAGGAGAGGGUGAAGGGGGAGAAGGAGAGGCGUGAGUGGGAGGAGAGGGAGAGGAGGGCAUGUGAGGAGGUAAGGUGUGUGAUGAAGGAGAGGGAGAGGGAGCGUGCGGAGGCAGAGAGGAGGUUGGGGGAGUUGACGGUGGUGUUGAAUGGGAGAGAGGAGACUGUGAGGAGGUUGGAAGGGGAGGUGAAGGUGGAGAGGGAAGAGAGGGGGAGGGAGAGGGAGGAGGGUGCUGAAAGGGAAAGGAAGUUGAGAAGCGAAGUGCAAGGUGCAGAGGAGAGGUGUUGUGAGUUGGAGGGGCUAUUGAGAACGGAGAAAGAGGAGAGGGAUAGGGAGAGGAAUGAAGGGAAGGAGAGGGAGGAGGGGAUGAGAAUGGAGGUGGAGAGAGAGAAGGGAGAGAGGAUGCGAGAGGUGCGUGAGGGGGAGGAGAGGGAGGGGGCUUUGAGGGAAGAGUUGAGGGAAGCGAGAGAGGUGAGUAAUCAGUUGCAAAGGGAGAUAGAGAUACAAAGGGAGGAGAGGGAGAGGGAAAGGAAGGAGGCGGAGGAGAGGAAGGAGAGCUUGAUUGGAGAAAUUCAGGCAGCAGAAGAAGAGGUUGGGAGGUUAGAGAGGGAGAAGGAGAGGGAGAGGGAAGAGAGGGAGGUGGAGGGAGAGGAGAGGGAAAAGGAGAGGAUGGAGUGGGAGGGGCGGAUACAGGCCCUGGAAGAGGAGUUGAGAGAGGUGCAAGGCGAUUGUAUGCGGUUGGAAGGGGAGGUGGAGAGGGAGAGAGGGGAGAGGGAAAGGAUGCGGUGUGAGAGUGAGGAGAAUGAGAAGAAGACACGGGAAGAGCUGGUUGGGGAAAGGGAGAGGAGGGAAGAGGAGAGGAGGAGGGGAGAGGAGAGGGAGGAGGGAGUGAGGAGAGAAAUGGAACAGUGGAAGGAGGCGUGUGAGGAGCUGGAGGUGAGACUGACGGAAGAGAAGGAAGCAAGGGAAAAGGAGAGGGGGGAUAUGGAGAAGGAGAGGAGGGAGAGAGAGGAAAGGCGAAAGGAAUUGGAGGGGGAGUUGAGGGAAGCGAGAGAGAGGAUGGGGGUGCUUGAGAGGGAAGUGAGGAUGGAAAGAGAGAUGAGGGAGAGAGAAGGGAAGGGGAAAGAGGAGAGAGAGGAGAUGCUGAUGGAAGAUGUGAGGAGAGAGAGGGAGGAGAGGGCAAAGGAGAUGGAGGAGAAAGUAAGGGAGAGGGAGGAGAGAAUGAAGGAGAGAGAGGAGUGGAAGAGGAGAGAGCGCGAGCUUGAGGGCGAGUUGAAGAAGGCGAGUGAAGAGAUUGAGAAGGAGGGGACGGAGUUGGAGGAAAGGGAAGGGAAGCUGAAGGAGGAAUUGAGGUUGGAGAAGGAGGAGAGAGAGAAGGAGAAGAGGGAGAUGAAGGAGAGAGAAGAGAUGAUGAAUGCGGGGUUGCUGGAAGCACGGGAGAGAGGUGUGAAGCUCGAGGCUGAGUUGAAGGUGGAGAAGGAGGAGAGGGAGAAGGAGAGGGUGGCAGGAGAGGAAAGGGAGAGGAAGUUACGAGAGAAGGCAGAGGGAGAACGUGAAAAGGAACGGAAAGAACGUGUGAGGGAGGAACGGGAGAGGGAGGAGAGGGAGGCAGGACUGAAGGAGCGAAUUCGCGUCGCAGAGGAAAGGGUUGUGAGGAUGGAGGAGGAGGUGAGGAAGGAGAGGGAGAGCGAGAAGAGAAAGGCAGAGGAGGAAAGACAGGAAUGGGAGAGGGAGAAGAGACGGGUAGAGGAGGAAAGAGAGGAGGUGGAAAAGAGGCGUGGGGAGAGGGUAUUGGAGCUUGAAGGAGAAGUGGAAAAGCUGAGAGCGCUGGUACUGCUGGGAGAGGAAGAGGAGGCGAGGAGGGGGAGGGAAAGAGAAUUGGAGGCAGAUGAAAUGAGAGAAAGGGAGAGGGUGAAGGAGGAGGAGUGGAGGAAGGAGGUUGUGAGGAUGGAGGAGAGAGAGAAGGAAAGGCAGGCGGAGAGGGGUGAAUAUGAGAGAAAAUUGAGGCAGUGGGAAGGAGAGAGGGAGAGAGAAAGGGAUGCAGAAGAGGAGAGGGAAAGGGAGAGGAAUGCAUUUGAGAGGAAGGAAGGUGAGUGGGAGAGGGAGAGGGAGGAGGAGAGAAAGAGGGAGGAGGAGAGGGAGAAGGAGAGAGCUGCAGAGAAGGAAAGGCGGAAGCAGAGGGAGGAAGAGAGGCAAGAGGAGAUGAGGAGGGAGGAAGAGAGGCAGAGGGAAGUAGAGGCAAUGGCAUUGAGUGAAGCAGAGUGGGAGGCGGAGAGGGAAGAUGAACGGCAGAGGGAAGAGGAGAUGAGGAAGGAAAAAGAGAUGUUAGAAAAGAAAGAGAGAAUGUGGGAGAAAGUGCUGAUGCGGAUGAAGGAGCGAGAGGAGGAGAGGAAACGGCAGGAAGCUGAGUUUGGGGAGAAGGAGAAGCAGUGGGAGGUGGAAAGGGAGGAAGAGCGGAGGCGAGAAGAGGAGAGAGAGACGGAAAGGAACGCUUUCAGAGAGAAGGAGCGGCAGUGGGAGUUGGAGCGGGAAGAGGAGAGACGGCGGGAAGAGGAAAGGGAGAGGGAGAGGGAAGAGGAGAAGGAGAAGCAAGAGCAAAGGGGGGCAGAUAGGGAGGUGGAGAAGAGUAGAGCAGAGGAGAGGCAGAGGGAAAGAGAGGCGUACGAGGAGAGAGAGAGGGAGUGGGAGGAGGAGAGGAGUGAGGAGAAGAGGGAAGAGGAGAGGAAGAGGAGGAGUGAGGAAAAGAAGGCACGUGGAGAAGACGGUGAGGAGGGAGAGGAAGGAGAUGAAGGAGGGGAUGGAGGGGACGGAGAGUGGGACAUAGAACGGGAUAUGGAGAGAGAAAGAGAGGAAUGGCGGCAGCUGUGGCGGAAGAAUGGACAGAAGGGCCAGGGCGAGGAGGGUAGAGGGGAAGGGAGUGAGGAGGAUGAGGAUACGUGGAGCGACGAGGAGGAAGGGGGGAAUGGGGAGAGGAAGGCACGGGCAGGGGAGGUGGGCGGAAAGGGAGAAGGGGAGGAGAAGAGUGGAGGAGCGGAAGAGGGGGAGGAGCGGGGAGGUGUCGAGGGAGUGAAUGGGGGAGCAAGUGGGGAAGCAGCAGUGGUGGGGGCGGGUGAGGGAGAGGAGGGGGUGCUGAGAAUGCUGGCUAUGCAGUGGGGUGAGGCCGAAAUGGAAGAGGCUCGGGCGCACAGGGACGGGUGGGAGGAGUGGGACUGGCGGCGAGAGCUCGAACGCACAGAAGAGAAGCUUAUUGACGUGCAUGGGGCACUGCUAGAAGCGAGGGAAGAGCUGGGAGUGCUGAGGUCUGCUCGGGAUAAUACCGUGCGAGCGGUGGUGGCGGAAAUGGAGGAGAUACGGAGGUGUUUGAGAGUGGUGGAGAGGGAUCGGCAGAGAGCGGCGGGCGCGGUGGAGGCGGUGAGGGAAGCUGUGGUGAAGGUGACGAUUGAGAGGGAGGCGUUCCGAGUGGCUCUGGAGCACUCGAACAGCGAGUGCCGCAAGCUGGUGGCUGCUAUGCGCAACAAUGACAAGUCAAGGAUACUGCAGUCUCUGCAAGCGGAUCUGGCUUCGUCUCAGACGCGAGAGCUGCUGGACAGCCGCAGCAACGAGGUGAUGCGGUUGAGAGCGGUGCUGGAGGCAGCAGAAAGAGCAGCGAGAGCAGAGAGGGGUGUUCAAGGGGGAAAAGAAGGUCUGCAGGGCACAAGGGUUGCGCGGGAGACGAGGGGUGUGGGGGACACGAGAAGUCCUGCUUCUGCUCCAGUUGCUGCCAAUGGUGCAAGUGUCAGUGGUGCUGCUGUCACCAGUGCUGCUCUGGCACGUAGAUCCAUGGUGACACCAUCAACUGCUUCUUCUGCUGCUGCUGCUGCUGCUACUGCUGCUGCUGCUGCUGCUGCUACCCUCUGCCGAUUCUCCUGCUCACUCUGCUCCUACCUGCUCAGCUGCUUCUGUGCCUGGUGCAUAUGUUCGUCCAAUUAA